AUGGACAACGAGGAGGGCGGCGUUGACGGAAAAAUUAUCCCGUAUAAGGAAACAAAUAUGGAGGACUCUGUUCCGACCCAGAGAGCAGUAUCUCCAGAACCCAGCUGUGUGUCUAUGAAGAGUAACAGCUCUAUGAUAAAACCUCCUGUCUUUAGUGAUGAAACAGUGACCUCUAACCUUAGAGUGCAGACACAGAGAGCAGCAUCUCCAGAUCCAAGCUAUGUGUCUAUGAAGAGUAACAGUUCUAUGAUUAAACCUCCUGUCUUCAGUGAUGAAACAGUGACCUCUGACCACAGACAGCAGACCCAGAGAGCAGCAUCUCCAAGAGCAGCAUCUCCAGUAACAAGCUGUGUGUCUAUGAAGAGUAACAGCUCUAUGAUCCUGAAACCUCCUGAGUUUAGUGAUGGAGUUGAAACCUCUAAUUUUAGGGAAGAGAAGGAGACUGGAGACCAGCAGAAUGAUUCUCAUCAUCCAGUAAAUUAUGUCCUUCAGAGAGUCAAAGACACUCACAAAACCAGCAUGAAGAAGAAGUAUGAGAGCCUAUAUGAGGGAAUCAAACUACAAGAAAAUCAAACCCUCCUGAACAGUAUUUACACACAGCUGUACAUCAUAGAGGGAGAGAGUGAAGGGGUGAAUCAAGAACAUGAGGUUUUACAGAUGGAGAAAACACCAAGGGCACAACCCUUACAAGACACUCAAAUCCACUGUAAUUACAUUUUUGAUCCCUUACCUGAACCAGUGUGUAAGGAGGAGAGAAAAGGUAAAAUAAAGACUGUUCUUACUAAAGGCAUCGCUGGAAUUGGGAAAACAGUCUCUGUGCAGAAGUUCAUUCUGGACUGGGCUGAAGAAGAAGCCAAUCAGGAUGUAAAUUUCAUGUUUGUGCUUACAUUUCGUGAGCUGAACUUGAUUAAAGAUGAGCAGUACUGUCUUCACAAACUUCUUAUGGACUUUCAUCCUGAACUUCAAGAUCUGGACUCAAAUGUAUUUGAUGAGUAUAAAGUUGUGUUCAUCUUUGAUGGUCUGGAUGAAAGCAAAAUUAAACUGCAGUUUUCAGACUGUGACAGAGUUUCUGAUGUGACUGAGACUUCAUCAGUGGGUGUGUUGUUGACAAACCUCUUCAAAGGAGAGCUGCUUCCCUCUUCUCUCAUCUGGAUCACCUCCAGACCAGCAGCAGCCAAUCAGAUCCCUUCUGAAUACAUCAACCGUCUGACAGAAAUCCAGGGAUUCACUGAUCCUCAGAAGGAGGAAUAUUUCAGGAAGAGAAUUAGUGAUGAGCAUCAAGCUAGCAGAAUCAUCUCACACAUCAGAAGAGCAAGAAGCCUUCACAUCAUGUGCCACAUACCAGUCUUCUGUUGGAUCUCAGCCACUGUGCUUCAAAACAUCCUGAAACAAGAUGACAGUACAGAAAUCCCUAAAACUCUGACUGAAAUGUACAUACACUUCCUGAUUAUUCAGACAAAUAUGAGAAAUCAGAAAUAUGAUGAGAGAGAAGAGAGAGAUUCAAAGAAACUCCUGCAGUCAAACAAAGAAAUGAUUCUAAAACUGGCUGAACUGGCUUUCAAACAGCUGCUCAGGGGAAAUAUCAUGUUCUAUGAGGAGGACCUGAGAGAGAGCGGCAUAGACAUCACUGAGGCCUCAGUGUAUUCUGGCAUUUGCACUGAGAUCUUUAAGGAGGAAUCUGUGAUUUAUCAGAGAAAAGUCUACUGCUUCUUACAUCUGACCUUUCAGGAGUUUCUUGCAGCCUUUUAUGUCUUUUACUGCUAUGUACAUAAUACUUCUGAGACCUUGAAAGUUUUCGAUUUGCUUCAUCAUUUGCAUAAAGGAGUACUGGAUAAAGCCCUAAAGAAUGAGAAUGGACGGAUGGAUCUUUUCCUCCGAUUCCUGCUGGGCAUCUCACUGGAGACCAAUCAGAGACUCCUACAGGGUCUACUGACACACACAGAGGACAGCUCGGAGAGCAUUAAGGAAACUAUAAAGUACAUUAAAAACAGAAUCAAAAAGUGGAAAAACACUUUCUCUUCCGAAAGAUCCAUCAAUCUGUUCCUCUGUCUGCUUGAAAUGAAUGAUCAGACUCUGUAUAGAGAGAUUCAGGAGUUUCUGAAAUCAGAGAAACACUCAGUGAAUAAACUCUCUCCUGCACAGUGUUCUACAAUAUCCUACAUACUUCAGAUAUCAGACGAGGUGCUGGAUGAGCUGGAUCUUAAAAAAUACAACACAUCAGAGGAGGGUAGAAGGAGACUGUUACCAGCUGUGAUGAACUGCAAAAAAGCUCUUUUUGCUGACUGCAAUGUCACUGAUCAGUCUUGUGAAAUUGUUGCCUCAGCUCUAAAAUCACUAAACUCUCCCAUGAGAGAGCUGGACCUGAGUAACAAUGACCUGCAGGAUUCAGGAGUGAAGCUGCUCUCUACUGGACUGAAGAGUUCAAACUGUAAACUGGAGAUACUGAGAUUAUCUGGCUGUAUGGUGACAGAGGAAGGCUGUUCUUAUCUGGCUUCAGCUCUGAGAUCAAACCCUUCACACCUGAUAGAGCUGGAUCUGAGCUACAAUCACCCAGGAGACUCUGGAGUGAAGCUGCUCUCUGCUCUAAAGGAGGAUCCACUCUAUAAACUGGAGAUACUCAAUUUGGAUCAUGGUGAACAUUUCAGAAUCCGACCAGGACUCAAAAAAUAUGCCUGUGAUCUCACACUGGAUCCAAACACCGCAAACAAUCAUCUCUCUCUGUCUGAGGGGAACAAAAAGGUGACGCGUAUGGAAGAGGAGCUGCCUUAUCCCGAUCACCCAGAGAGAUUUGACUGCUUUGAACAAGUUCUCUGUAGGGAGAGUAUGUCUGGACGCUUUUACUGGGAGGCUGAAUGGAAUGAGAGGGGCGCUGGUUUAUCAGUCACAUAUAAAGGAAUCAGGAGAACAGGAAGUGACUGUAGGUUUGGCCUCAAUGAAAUGUCCUGGAGUCUCAUCUGCUUUGAUAACAAAUACUCUACCUGGCACAGUAAUAACAGAACUAAUUUAACCACCCCUUCGCCCUCUUCUAACAGAGUAGGAGUGUAUUUGGAUUGGACAGCGGGCAUGCUAUCCUUCUACAGUGUCUCUGACCCACACACACUCAUUCACUUAGACACUUUCCACACCACAUUUUCUGAGCCCCUCUAUGCUGGAUUUAGGCUUUAUCCUGACACUUCACUUUUUCUAUGUCAGACUGAAGAGCAUAAUGUGAGGAACAACUGAGAUGGCAAAUUUUCUCUGUCUCACUGUUACAUCCUUAAAUGUGAUUUAUGUAUUUAUUGUAUUUAUUAGUCUUAUAUGCUUUGUUUGCUAGUUGUGUCAGUGUGUAUCUGGGUGUGUUGUUUGUUUUCUUGUCUUCUGUUCCCAUUCUGACCAGUUGGCUGUCUUCUCCACAUUUGCUCCAUCAGAUGCUUGUGUCUUAUAUAACCUUGUCAACUUAUUCAUAAUGCACAUUUUAUUUCUUAGACACUGAACAAUGAAAAUACUCACUGAAUAAUU
Molecule: messenger RNA, 3498 nt
Organism: Myxocyprinus asiaticus (Chinese sucker)
Lineage: Eukaryota; Metazoa; Chordata; Actinopteri; Cypriniformes; Catostomidae
Product: NLR family CARD domain-containing protein 3-like
Exons: 8
Coding region: 1-3222 (1073 amino acids)
Molecular function (GO): protein binding
Source: RefSeq, a predicted model, not a curated record